This is a messenger RNA of Closterium sp. Naga37s-1, 867 nucleotides long. The record is from the annotation of a GenBank genome assembly. NCBI's taxonomy places the organism in Eukaryota, Viridiplantae, Streptophyta, Zygnematophyceae, Desmidiales, Closteriaceae.
AUGGCGUCCGCCGGAAUCAGCAGCAUGGGGAAUGGCAAGGCCGUGCGUGCGCUGCUCGCCAUCGUCGCCGUCAUCGCCGGUACGCUCCGUCAUUCGCUCCGCUCUCUCGCCCCGCGCUCUCAUGCGCCAUCGUGCUCACGCCGUCAUGCGUUCAAUGCACCACUCGACAGCGCGCACACGCGAUGGAUGCCCAACGAACUCGCUCCUUCGUCCGUGCCCCUCCCAUGCCACAUGCCGCUCCCUUGCAGCGUGUCUCCCCCAGCCGUCGCAAGCAGCAGCAGCAGCGAGCGUGUCGGUCCCAGUGCCGAUAGGCACGCCGAUGACAAUCAACGGGCGCACAUUCAAAUUCUCGCCGCGCCGCUGUGUCAACCUUCCCGCCAUGUCGCCGUCUCAGAAGGCGCGGGUGGUGGUGCCGUGGCAGCAGGCGAGCAUGUCUGGCAAGGCUAUGUGCCGCGCGAUCUGGUUCUUCCAGGAUCCCGCGUGCAAAGGACAGACGUUGGACGUUUUCGUGAAUGGCCAACAGAGGUGCGCCUUCCAUUCUUGCUCGCCUUGCUUCCAUGCUCCUAUGCUCUUGAUGCCGCUCGUUUGCUCCCCCACCUGAUCAACGAUCGUUGCACUCGUGGCGCCCUCCCUCCCCCUGUGUGCAGUGAGAAGCGCAUCUCCGGUGCAGCAAGGUCCGCCCUCUGCCUCGUAGACAACAUGUGUCGGUAUGCGCGCUGCCCUGCCGGCUCUGACACAUGCACCCCACCCACGGACGACCGCACGGCAGUGACGUGCGCGUGCAAGAAAGGCUACAGCGCGGCUGCCCUGCCAACUCCGAGUGUGCCAAACGCACCAGUGGGCACUGGAAUGGAGUUGCAAGUGUAA